AUGGGUUCCCUUUUAUCCAAGCCCAAACAAGAACGGAAAAAGGAACGGAAGCACCGUAAACACCACUUACUCGGAAGGCGGAAGCAAAAAGAGGAGGAGCAUAUAUCCGAGAUAUCAGGACCUCAAGGAUGCUUGCAACUUGUCCCUGAACCUUCGCGAGACGAACGCGGUAUGCCGAUACGGGACAAAUCGUAUGAUCUUGACCGAAGAAAUUUAAACAAAGCCCUCGAAUACGCCGCAGACUUCCUCCAUCGGAAAAGACAGAAUUUGACAAUUGUGGCUGUCGGAGGUGCCGUUAAUACAAUCCUUUUGAAGACGAGAGAGGUCACCCAUGACGUUGACUUUUUCAACGGGAAUCUCAGCUAUCGGGUUUCUCAGGCAGAUCUCCUGCGGGACGCGGCGGCAGAGGCAGCGUCUCGAAGCUCAGUUCCACUGGGGAGAAAUUGGCUCAACAAUUCCACAGCUCUGUACAUGCCCAAAGAGCUACAGAUCGAAAUGACAGAGGCCGCCAUGGCGCAAGACAAAGUUAUAUUUCAGAAGCCUGGUUUGCGAGUGUUAGCUGCACCAUGGGAUUAUGCCAUAAGCACCAAGCUGGACAGAAUGGGAAAGGCACAUCGCCGUGACUAUGAUGUCAACGAUGCCGCGAUAUACUUACGGCAGUAUAUCCGCAACCACGGGAACAAACCCGUCCCCGUGGACGUUAUCCGAGGAUGGGCGCGUCAUUUCAAAUUUGGAUUCUCCGAACAAUUGGCCGCAGAAUUGAACGAGGAGUAUCGCCGCCUGUAUGGGGAGGACGGAAUUAUCUUCUAA
Molecule: messenger RNA, 810 nt
Organism: Uncinocarpus reesii 1704
Lineage: Eukaryota; Fungi; Ascomycota; Eurotiomycetes; Onygenales; Onygenaceae
Exons: 1
Coding region: 1-810 (269 amino acids)
Source: RefSeq, a predicted model, not a curated record